Molecule: messenger RNA, 26070 nt
Organism: Cylas formicarius (sweet potato weevil)
Lineage: Eukaryota; Metazoa; Arthropoda; Insecta; Coleoptera; Brentidae
Gene: shot
Product: microtubule-actin cross-linking factor 1
Exons: 40
Coding region: 493-25440 (8315 amino acids)
Biological process (GO): wound healing; intermediate filament cytoskeleton organization
Cellular component (GO): intermediate filament; membrane; cytoplasm
Molecular function (GO): structural molecule activity; calcium ion binding; microtubule binding
Source: RefSeq, a predicted model, not a curated record
CGGUGUGCGUUGGUAGUGGCGCGGCAUCUUAAAAACAAAAGGUUCUUCCGGUCAACGGAAUCGGACUGCAAUUUUUACCCAACUCGUUUUUCUGAAUGAAAGUGAAUCAAAGCGCGGUUAAAUCCGCGACGUCAGUGCGAUUGUCACGGCCUCCGCGAUCCGACCCCUUUCGUUUUAAGGUUAUUGAUUUUGUUCCUAACCUCCAAAUCUCCCAGUGAAUCACCCCGCCGAGGCAACCCUAGCGGUCGUGUGUUUUGUUUUUCGGUUGUGUUUAAAUUAAAAGUUGACGAGCGAAUUUCGCCAGGAUUUCGAAUAAAAUCGCGAAAAUUUAUCUCGCGAUAACGCACGCACUCUCUGAUCGAACGUUUGCGCCGGUAUUUUGUUUUUAUUCCGAAUUUAAGCCGUCUUAAUUUACAAGUGUGACGAUUCGACAGUUAGUGUUGGACGGUGGUUCUUUUUUUGUCGAAAAAUGAGGGCGGGUUGAUUUGAAAAAUGGAUUUUGAUAAGGACCCGACCCUACAAGAAUGGACCAGGGAACAACCGCUGUCAGUGCUGGCGUUGGAUAGUGCCGAUAGGGCCGUUCUUCGUAUAGCAGACGAAAGGGACGCCGUCCAGAAGAAAACCUUUACGAAAUGGGUCAACAAGCACUUGAAAAAGCAUUGGAGAUAUCUGAAGACUUACACGUGCCUUCAUGUUUGUGUCAUAGUCAACAACAGUCUCUGUUGCCCGCCAGCAAGAAGGAGUAUUCGAGACUUGUUCGAAGAUUUGCGAGAUGGCCACAACCUGAUCUCCCUCCUGGAAGUUUUAACUGGCGAACAACUUCCGAGGGAGAGAGGGCAAAUGCGCUUCCACAUGCUGCACAACAUCGAUACCGCCUUACAUUUUCUACGUUGCAAAAACGUAAAACUGGUCAACAUCCGGUCGGAGGAUAUCGUCGACGGUAACCCAAAACUGACGCUCGGAUUGAUUUGGACCAUCAUUCUGCACUUCCAGAUAUCCGACAUCGUGGUCGGACAAGAACCCAACGUUUCCGCCAAGGAUUACCUGCUGCGCUGGGCGAAACGCACCACCCACAAGUAUCCCGGCGUUCACGUGCAGGACUUUACAAAGUCUUGGCGCGACGGCCUCGCUUUCAGCUCCAUCAUCCACCGAAAUCGACCGGAUCUUGUCGAUUGGGGACGGGUGCGGUCCCAGAGGCCGAGGGAACGUAUGGAAACUGCGUUCUUCAUCGCCGAGAGGGAAUACGGCGUUACCAGGCUUUUGGACCCCGAAGAUGUCGACACUCACGAACCCGAUGAGAAGUCGCUCAUCACUUACAUUUCGUCGUUGCACGAGGUAUUCCCCGAACCACCACCCAUCCACCCUCUCUACGACUCGGUAGCCCAGCAACGCGUGCAAGAAUACCGAGAAAUCGCUUCCAGUCUGCAUAUGUGGAUUCGAGAGAAAUACAGUCUCAUGCAGGAUCGCAACUUCCCGCCAACUCUAAUCGAAAUGAAAAAAUUAGCAGCGGAAUCGUCCAGAUUCCGAACCGACGAGAUCCCGCCCAGGCAGAGAGACAAACAAUACUGCGCGCAGCUAUUCAGGGAUCUUGAAAAAUACUUCAAGAGUGUCGGAGAGGUUGACGUAGAACCCGAACUGCAUAUCGAUAACAUCGAACGAAAUUGGCAACGUCUGAUGAACGCUUACCAGGACCGCGAUAGACAUAUAAUCGAAGAAAUUAAGAGGUUAGAAAAGUUGCAGAGGUUAGCCGAAAAAGUGCACAGGGAAAUAAAACAAACCGACUCGCACCUGGACUCGAUCGAACGAACGAUAGACAGUGAGUCGAGACGAAUCGAACGUCUUCAUCCGUUGGAGGCAAAAAAAGUCGCCGAUCAGAUCGAUAACGAAUUGAACGUCGCGGAACAAUCGAUAAGGUCCCUUAAAUCGGACGUAAACACUUUGAGGAACGGGCGAUACCCCCAGGCUGGCGAGCUGGACAAAAGGGUAGACAAGCUGCACGAGAAGUGGGUACGUCUGCGACAUACGUUGCACAAUAAGAUCAUCGGACCGCUGGCGAACAUGAGCUUCCCCGUGGAAGAACGAACCGUGACGAAACACAUUCGAACGGUGCAAGAAACCAGAAACGUAGACACCAAUCCCCACUUUAGAUCCUUGCAGGAGCAUAUCGAGUGGUGCAAAAACAAACUGAAACAAUUGAAGAAGGCUGAUUACGGAACGGAUUUGUCCUCCAUUCAGCAAGAACGCGACUUUCAUUUACGGGAGCACAAAACCAUCGACCAGUACCAUUCCAAGGUCGAAGCUUGCGUCAAGGCCAGGCAGUACUUUAGCGGCGAGGAGUUGACGCUGUACAAUCAGCAUCUCGGCCAGUUGCAGAAAGUUUACGCGGAUCUGUUGUCGUUCAGUACCAACCGCAUGACCGAUUUGGACACCUUGUUAGAUUUUAUACAGUCGGCGACGAAAGAACUGCAGUGGUUGAACGAGAAGGAGGAAAUCGAAGUUACCAGAGAUUGGAGCGACGCGAAACUCGACACUAAGGGUGUGGAAAAAUAUUUUGAGACACAUUAUGGAAAUGGUGGCGAGAACCUCAUGAGCGAACUGGAAAAACGCGAAAUUCAAUUCAAUUCGGUGCUGGAACGAGGCGAAAGUCUCCUCCUUCAGAAUCAUCCGGCGUCGAAAGCGAUCGAAGCCCACAUAACGGCCAUGAAUACGCAAUGGUCGUGGCUCCUUCAGCUCACCCAUUGUCUCGAAACGCAUCUGCAGAACACCAGAAACUACCAGCAGUUCUUCAAGGACGUUCAGGCGGCGGAGGAAUGGUUGAAAGAGAAGGACGAUACGAUGAACAGCGAGUUUAGCCAAGGAGACUUCAGCCUGGACGUGGGGGAACGCCUGCUGCAGGGCAUGCAAGCGCUUAGGGACGAAUUGAACGCGUUCGGCGAUCAGGUCCAAGCUUUGGCGACGAGGGCGCAGAACAUCGUGCCUUUGAAGCAGAGGAGGCAACCGUUGACAAGGCCGCUCACCGUUACCGCUCUGUGCAGUUACAGGCAAAAUAAUUUUGUAAUCGAAAGAAACAAAGAGUGCACCUUGACCGACAACUCUGGCCGCAUCAAGUGGCGCGUCCACAACGACAAGGGCGUCGAAUGCCAAGUCCCCGGCGUCUGUUUCGUCAUACCGCCGCCAGACAAGGACGCCCUAGAUGCCGCCGACCGUCUGAGACGCCAAUACGACAGGUCGAUCGCGUUGUGGCAGAAAAAGCAGCUGCGUAUGAGGCAGAACAUGAUUUUCGCCACCAUCAAGGUGGUUAAAGGUUGGGAUCUGCCGCAAUUCAUUGCGAUCGGCGCGGAGCAGCGAAACGCCAUCCGGAAAGCCCUCAACGAAGACGCGGACAAACUGAUGGCCGAAGGCGAUCCGUCGGAUCCUCAAUUGAGGCGACUGAGACGCGAAAUGGACGAAGUCAAUCGACUGUUCGACGAGUUCGAGAAACGGGCCAGGGCCGAAGAAGAAAGCAAAAAUCAAACGAGGAUAUUUAACAACCAGAUAUCCAACUUGCAACAGACGCUGGACGAAGCGGAAAGGAUCAUCAAUCAGCGAGUACUGUCGCCGAUUCCGCGCGACAUCGACACCCUGCAACACAUGGUGCUGGAGCACAAAGAGUUCGAAUCGCGUCUUCAAAAUUUGGAACCAGAAAUCGAGCAGGUCAAGGAAACGUUCCGUUCGAUCACCCUGAAGACGCCGCAACACAAAAAAGACCUCGAGAAAGUGUUGGACAAGUGGAACUACGUGUGGAACGUCAGCAAUCUGUACAUCGAGCGUCUAAAGUGCAUGGAGAUCGUCAUCAACGGGAUGGACGACGCCUCGCAGGUGAUUUCGGAGUUCGAGAACAAACUGGCCAUGUUCAAUGACCUGCCAAAUACGGAAAAAGGCCUCAAGUCCGUCCACGACAGCCUUUUGAAGCUGGAGUCAGCGGUCGGACAGCAGCAAAUCGCGAUGGAUCAACUCAACGACGAUUUCGACAACGCCAGGAGGCUUACGGAAAAAUCGAGGCCUAAUCAGAGAGGACCCCAUUCCGAUAUCGAGAGGUUGGACAAGGAAAUUCAAAGGCUCAACGGCAGAUGGAGCAACGUCUGCUCCCAGUUGGCGGACAGGCUCAGGGGUUGCCAACAGGCGUACGAUCUGCUGAAGAAUUACAACGAGGCGAAGCAAGGCGAAGAUAAAUGGCUGGACGAGCAAUACGGCAAGCUGGAGACGAUCCAACCGGUCAAAGACAGGGCUAAAGAGCACCUCGAAGCCACCAGGAAUUUACUAAACAGCGUAGUGGAACGGACCCCCAAAAUCGAACGGGUCAACGUUAACGGUGGUAGAUUCAUCAGAGAAGGGAAGAUAUGGAGCAAGAGCGUACAAAAGUUCAGAGACGCCAUGCUCGAAGCUCAUCCGUCGUUGGACGUCAGUCUGGGAAGCGCCAGGCAUGACGCGGGUCCGUCUGGCGCGGACCUCGUCGCCAGAGAACUGGACGACUUCAAUAAUCGCUAUCAGUACUUGCUGGACGUUCUGUACGGACGCUUGCAAGAGAUCGCAAGGAUGAAUCCCAACGACAUAGUUACUUUGAGAUUGGUCGAGCAAAUCAAACCACAGCCGUUUAGGACUUUCAGAUCCGAAUUCCACAUGAGCAGUGCUAGCGAGCAAACUUCCACCUACACCACCACCACGCACUACAGCAAACAGUACAUCCAGACCAAGUCCACCCGUACCGAGAACGGUUCGACGAUCAAAAUCGAUGACCACCACCAAAACCGCUACUACGACGAAGUCGACCGGUUAGCGAACGGCCGUCCGCCCGACAAACACGCCACCCUCACCCAAAUAAUCCAAGAACCCGUUCAAAAAUGGGGCACGUCGAUGCAAUUCACUGAAAUCAAAUCGCUGAAGCGGGUGCACAAAGUGCACGAGGGCAUAGCCACCGAUUCCAUAACCGAUAUCGCGGGCAUAAUCAACCCUUACACGGGCGAACACAUGACCGUGAGGGACGCCAUAGCGGAACGCGUCUUGGACGUCAGAACGGGCAUGAUUAUAGCGUCGCCGGACGGUACCCAAAUCAGUAUUAACGAAGCGGAGCGACGCGGCCUCGUCGAACCCAAAAUAGCGGAUCGGUUACAAAGCCCUUGCGGCGUCGUAGAAGACGGGCGAGAGCUCACCCUCUUGGAAGCGAUCCAGAGGGAGAUUUACGAAGCCGAGCACCAUCACGUGGAUCCGUCCGAGAAAAAAUUAAAGGUAACGCAUUCGAUGACGAUUAAGCAAGCGAUCGAUGAUGGAAAGGUCGACGUAACGUCUGGCACGUAUAAGUUAGACGGCGGCGAAACGAUCGAUAUCGAGGAAGCGUACAAACGCGGAUACCUUCUUCAGCACACGGAAGUCAAACUGCAAACGGGCGCGUUAACGUUGACGGACGUCAUCAAUCAGGGAUUGAUCGACGACGUAACCGGCUGGGUGAUCGAUCGAAAUUCCGGUAAUAAAUAUCAAAUCGACGCCGCGGUUAAAUGUAACGUCGUCGACGGGGACACGCGGGAAAUCGUCGACCCUAAACUAGACUCGAAGGUGACGCUUUUGCAGGCGAUCGAACGCGGCAUCGUCAACCCCAAACUAGGUAAGUACGCGUACGGCCACGAGAAACUGUCGCUGCUCGAAGCGAAACGGCGUCAGCUGAUCGUCAAACCGAAAUCGCUCAAGGAAGCGGUCGACGACGGUAUCGUCGAUGCGGAAGGUAAGUUCCUUUCGCCCACGCACCACGCGAAAUUGUCGUUGCUCGACGCGGCCGCCAGAGGUGUCGUCGACGCCGACUCGCUAAAGUCCGUCUUGGACCUGCGCACCGACGAGUUGCUCACUUUGAACGACGCCCUACGCGAAGGUAUCAUUUUACCAGACGGUCGUUUCAAGAACCCCGUCACCGGAGAAGUUUUGUCUAUCCCGGAGGCGGUCGGUCGCGGUUACGUCAUAUCGGUCGUGAAAAAAUCGAUUUUCGACGUCGACGGUUUCCGACCGCCGGAAAAAACGGAUCAUAUCAGCUUUAACGCCGCGGUCGCCAAAGGAUUCGUUAGUCAGAAGAACGACGGCAGUUUGCUGGUGAACAAGAAGAGCGGCAAGUUGGUACCGUUCGCGGAAGCGGCGCGUACGGACCUGGUCAAACCGGAAGUGUACGAAAUGCUUAGCCGCGGCAUCGGUAUCUACGAAGGUAACCGGGAGCUGACGCUGUUGGAGGCCGUAUUCCGAGGCCACGUCGACCCGAAAACCGGUAACAUCCUCGACGUUAAAACGAACAAAGUGGUGUACCUGAACGAAGCAAUCGCGCGGCACCUGAUCACGCCCGAGGGCGCGGCCAUGUUGAACAGCCUGCUCAAUCUGAACGUUUCGACGAAAAUCGUUCGCACGCUGGUCCAGAGGUACGUCACCGUCACCAGUAAAGACGUCAAGCGGGAAAUCAUCACGUAUACGGAAGCGUUGAGGUCGGGAUUGAUCGAUAACGAACGGCAAACGUUUAAGGAUCCCGUUACUAACGAGGUGGUGCCUAUAGUUCAGGCGAUAAGCGAAGGAAAACUGGCGCCCGAUACGGAAAGUACCGAAACGUUUGUCGCUAUCAGUACUUCGCCCAGCACUUCGUCGACCGUCAAGAAGGAAACGCCGACCGAGCGGAAACUGUCCGAGAAACAAGUGUACGAGCUUCCGAGCGAAGGCUGGUCGGUACCGGACGCCAUCGAUCAGAAACUCUUCGACCCGGUGACCGGCCUUUUCAUAAUACCCGGCACGGAUCGGCUGGCCAGCUUCGAGGAAUGCGUGAGCCUUAAGCUCAUCAAUUCGUCAUCCGUUUUCGUUGUGGACCCGACGAGUAAGCGGAAGGUGAGCUUGUCGCGGGCUUUCGAAAAGAAACUUAUCGACUCGACCGGACAUUACGUCAUCGACAAUAAAAAGCUCACUCUCCAAGAGGCGAUCGAUCGAGGGUACGUGUUGUUCGAGGAACCGAUCAAAAGCGAAUCGUACAGUCAGAGGUUGCUGCAAAUCACUAAAAAGGACGGGGUGCCCACGAAAGUGGAGGUCUCCGCCGUGGUGGACAAGAACCCGCCGUCGUACACGGAAGUUAAAAUAUCCGACACGCCUGCGUCUCAACCGAUAGAAGUUGAACCGGGCGUGAUAUUUGAUCCGGUUAAAAACGUGGUCCUAUAUCCGGAGAAAAACGAGGCUCUCGACCUUCUCGAAGCGGUGACGGGCAAUAAAAUACCGAAGGAAAGGGUGACCGUUAAAGAUCCUAUCAGCGGUCAGAUGAUUACCGUUACGGAAGCUUUGAAACGGAACAUAGUGGACCAAGACAAGGGGACAUACAGCGACAAAAACGGCCAAAAGAUCGCGUUGAAGGACGCCGUCAAGUUCGGUAUUUUGGCAGUAGCUGGCGCCCCGGUGGCCGCAGUGACCGCAGCAGCGCGCACUGUGAAGGACCUGUACGUGGUCGAUCCCAAAACCGGUGACAAUCUCCCCGCGAAAGACGCUUUAGAAAAGGGAGUUAUCGAUUUAGCGACUUACGAGCGAACGCGAGAGGAAAUCGAUCGAAGCGCCGCCACCGGAGAGGCUUUAAAUCACGCCGUCGUGAGCACCCAGGAAAUGGAAGAACCGUCGAAGAUAAAAAUUUUAAGUACGGCAACGAUAAGUUUGGACGACGGCGAUCUACCGUCGGAGGCCGAGAAAACCCGAGCCAGAAUAACAAUCGAACCCACCUACAGGGUGAAAAUUGGACGGGCGCAGUCGUUAAGUCCCGAACGCGAGGCCAAAAAGGUCGUGCUUCAGAAAUUACGGAAAAAAGUCGUCAAACCCAAGGACGCUGUCCAGGCGGGGAUCAUAGACGCGGAAACUGCGACCAUUUUAGAAAACAAAGAAGCAUUCACCAACGACGAAGGCGAAAUGAUGACAUUGGUCGAGGCGAUAGAGUCGAAAAAAGUGGACGGCGAUAAGGGGCUGAUAGUAGAUCCUCAGAGGGGCCACCGUUUGUCAAUUAAUCAAGCUAUUUCUCGCGGUAUUUUAGAUCCCGACGGUACCAACGAAAUUCUAGUGCCUUUGAACCGUAGCCUGUCCAUUCCAGAGUUGCUAAAGCAGGGACUGAUCGAUCCCGCGAGUCAAAAAGUGGUUCAUCCGGAAACCGGCAACCAUUUAAGUAUUAGUGAGGCAAUUGUCUGUGAUAUCGUAGAUCCUUUAAGUACGCUCGUAGAAAAGACUGGUGACAAGGUGACGAUAAGCGAAGCUCUCGAUUCCGGUACUAUAGACGAUAGCAAAUCUGUAGUGGCUACUCAGAAAGGCGUCGCGAGUCUGGAGGAGGCCGUCAAAGAAAACGUGUUCCAGACACCCGAUUACGACGCUCCAAUCGAUAUACCACCUGCGGGAAUGACUUUACCCAUAGUGAUUAGACGCGGAUUGGUGGAUCCGGACAACAAAGAAAUCAUACAUCCGGUCACCAAGGAGGUGAUACCGAUAUCCGAAGCCAUAGAAAAGAACUUUAUAAUGUCAGUGCCUUUCGCCCCGAGCACCGACUCGGUCAGACUCGACGAUGCUUUGGAAGCGAGCCUUAUCAAUAUCGAUGCCGGUACUUUUAAACAUCCCAAAACUGGCGAAUUGCAUUCCGUAUCCGAGGCCGUCGAAAAAGGUUUGUUGGUGGUGAAAACACCUACCGACGUCGCGUCCUUUAGUACCACCACACCCGUGACGACAUUGACCGAGACCGUCGAUACCAUCCACACGGUGACCACCAAGACGAUCGAAAUAUUAUCGGGUUACGUUCUGUUGAGUAAAAGCGAGGUGCAAAAUUCGGAAACAGGUCAGAUUUUAUCUAUCGACGAGGCGAGGAAACAGGGAAUCGUUAAAGACGUCAGCGAGACGAAGAAUAAAACUAUCAUGAAGGACAUUAAAAUGGGCUUUUCCGAUGCGUUGAAUCGUGGUCUGGUCGAUAUGAACGCAGGUACGUUUACCGAUCCGAAAUCUGGCGAGAAAAUUCCUAUAAAAGAGGCGCUCCUACAGGGUCACUUGUCCGCAGUGCCGGCCUCCUCUGAAGAAGAAACUGUCACUACCGGUACGACUAGAGUUAGCGAGCUUAACAUCGCCGAAGCCUUUCACACCAUUUAUGACGAACAUACGCAAAAGUUCAAAGAUCCCACCGACAAAUCGAAAGAGCUUACAUUCAAGGAAGCCUUGGAAAAGGAAAUUAUCGAUCCGAACUCUAUGGUAUACGACGUUACCUCCCAGAAGCCUAUUAGCGUCGAACAGGCGAUAGAGAAGGGUUUGAUCGAUGCCGCCACUGGAAAAGUCAGGGACGAAAAAUCUGGGAAAAGCGUCGACUUCAAGGAAGCGACCAAGAAGGGACUGAUUGCUGUUCUGGGCGGUUUGUCUCUUCCCGUUGUAGCCCCGGUUUUGGCAGGCGUGGCAGCUGUCAACGCGGUUAAGGAGUACGCCGAAAAUAAGAAACAGGAAAGACAAAUCAAGGAACAAACCAAAACUUCGACCGUGCACAUCCUUAAAAAGGAAGAAUCGCUCAGUAGCGAUUUAGUUCAAAUUCUACCUCUUGGCGAUGCGAUUGCCGAUCGUUUGAUCGAGCCCAAAAUUUGCCGAAUUCUUUACCAAAACAAGGAACUUCCGUACACAGUCCAAGACGGAUUGGAUCAGAAUAAAAUCAGCAUUCUCGACGAAGUACAGGUCCUUAACAAUCACAGGGUCAUCCUUAUCGAAGUACAUAGAACGGUGACUACUACAAUUUCGAAAUACUUGACAGCGCAAAGCUUGGCUGAGUUGGGAUAUUUCGAUUUAAAAACUAGAAUGUUUGUUGAUCCCCAGACCGACACGCACGUCACGUUUGAAGAACUAAUCUACGACCUUGGAGUCAUUAACCCAGAUACGGUCUUGGUGAAAGAUUUAACGAAGAAGCCAGCUUCUUACGUAUCCCUUCACGAAGCCCUGCAGCGACCUCUAGUCGAUAGGCAUUCGGGAUACAUGGUGGACCCUAAAACCGGUAAAAAGGUGUCGUUCUUUGAGGCGGUUAAGCUUAAAUGGAUUAUAAACGUAAACGACAAACCUAAAGAAAAAUUCAAACCCAUAACCUUGCAGGAAAUUGCAAGCACCGAUCAGUUCAAUAAUGCUACUGCCGAAGUUCGUGUCGAAGAAGAGUGGAUUCCCUUACACAAGGCUUUAACUUCCAACGUUGUCGAUGCCAAAUCAGUCACCAUUCGAGAUCCGAAGAAUAUGCAAUUGGUGCCGUACUACGAAGCUGUAGAUAAGCAAUUGGUCGAUCCGCAGAGGGGCAUCGUCAUCGACACCUUUUCCCACACACAAUUGUCCUUCGUCGAUGCGUUCCUUAAAGGUUUCGUUUUAACCAUCCCCAGACCUGUUUCGUUGCAAGCUGCGAUCCACAAGGGAUUGUAUCAACCGGAAGAGUCUAAAUUUAAGGACCCUCUCACAAAACAGUUAUUGGACGUUCAAGACGCCAUUGAACGGCAUCUGGUAGACGAUAAAAUCAGCGAAAUCAAAAAUGUCAAGGAAGACGUGUUCGUUACUUUAGAAUCUGCAAUCGAUAAGAACAUGAUCGACUCGAAUAAGUUGAAAGACACCAAGUCUGGUCAAUUAGUUCUCCUUAACCAAGCCCUAGAGCAGCAAUUGAUUCGUACAAAACCGAUCGUAUUUAAUUUACUCCAAGCUAUUUUGUCCAAUUACUAUUCUCCCCAUACGGGUCUCAUUUUGAAUCCCAUAACUGGCGAAGAAAUAUCUCUGAGGCAAGCCAUCGAAUUUAAACUAAUCGACCCGGUUACCACUCGCAUCAAGGACGACAAACGUGGCCGUAUCGUAGAAAUUCACGAAGCAAUACAAACUAAUUUGAUAGACGUCGAGAAAGGUUUAUUGACCAGUCCUCUGUUAACGCUGGACCAAGCCUAUUUGAAAGGCUACGUUCUGAGCACCGUCUUGCCCUGGUCGUUGCAAGAGACAUUAGCUCAGAAAGUUUACGACCCCGCCACCGGUCAAAUUAUAUUUAACGAUACCGCCGUCACAAUCAGUCAAGCGAUCGAUAGUGGUAUCAUCAACCCUAACGUUUUAACUAUAAAAGAUCCCACGUCAGGUGAUAUUAUAACUUUGAACGAAGCCAUCCAAGCCAAAAUUAUAGACCCGAUCAAAGGACAAGCAUUCGAUCCAGUUUCAAAGGUCGAGAUGAAUUUGUGCGACGCGGAAAGCAGAGGUCUGCUUGUACCCUACAAAACUCAAAUAACCCUCCCAGAAGCGGUGUUUAAAGGUUUCUACGAUCCAGCAACCGGGAAGUUUAUUAAUCCAAAGAGCAAAGAGAGGCUAAAAACCGCGAGCGCUAUCAACAGAGGCUACGUGGAUACUUCAUCUACCUUAGUCACGAUCGACGAGGAGUUAGUUACGUUCGACCAAGCCAUUACGGAAGGUAUUAUCGAUACUAGCAGGGGAACGAUGAUUAAAUCCAACGAGCCGAUCGAUUUCAACGAGGCGUUCGAGCGCGGCCUUUUGGUGGAAAUCAGGCCUCCCGUGCCGUUGAGCGAGGCCAUCGCUAAAGGUAUCUACGACGAGGAGUCUCAGUUGUUCUUAGAUCCGCAGACCGGCCAGUACUUAACCCUAAUAGAAGCAAUAGAAAUCAGUUUGAUCGAUGCGGAAUCGGUAAGCGUGAAGGACACGCGCCUGGGAAUAUGGCGCAAGAUGUCACUCGUGGACGCCAUUCACAACAACUACGUCGACGGCAAUACGGGCAAAGUGAGGGACUUUUCCAAGGGCGAGAACUACGAGGUGUCUUUGCAAAAAGCUUUCGACUUGGGCAUCCUCGUCGACAACAAAGCGGCCAUUUCAUUGCAAAGGGCGAUCCACCAAGGACUAUACGACGAGAAUACCGGUAAAAUAUUAGACGCGAACACGGAUAGGAAGGUCACCUUGCACGAGGCCAUUCGAAAUUUCAACAUCAAUCCCCUGUUGCCGUGCUACUACGACAGGAGACGAGGCAAUCUGUACAACUUGACGGAGACUUGUCGAUUGGGUGUAAUAGACAAGCGGAACGGUACGUUCAAAGACCCGACGAGCGAUGAGGUUACGAAACUGUCCGAAGCUCUGAAUAGGGGUCUCAUUGUUGACAUCGAGUCGGCCAACUUCGGGUUGCGCGAUGCGUUGGAGAUGGGCCUCUAUAUACCCGAGGAGGGCGUCUUCGUUCAUCCCGCGACAGGCAGAAAGUACAAUCUCAAGGAAGCCUGCGAGAACGAGUUGAUCAAUCCCGUCUCCUCGUUGAUUAAGAAUUCCAAGCUCAACAAGUACGUGCAAUUGCCGAUCGCCGUGGAGACAAAAUUAAUAGACGACGAACUGUGCAGCUAUAUCUUCCCGCACGGUAAAACGAUCGAUCUUUUGGAAGCCAAAAAUAAAGGACUUAUCGUGACCGCGAAAACGCCGCUGACCCUAGAGGAGGCUAUCGGGAAUUGCCUCUACAGACCCGAUUCGGGCAAGUUCGCCGAUCCUGUAAACGGCGAGUUUUACGACAUCUCGCAAGCGCUCGCCAAUACGUUCAUUGAUCCGCGAACUACCGCGUUGAAAGAUCCGACCGGUUACUCCGUCCGAUCGUUGUCCGCGGCCAUUCGCGACGGCAAAAUCGACGUCGAAAAGGGGCGGGUCCUCGAUUCGAAAUCGAAAAAGACUUAUAACUUCGACGAUGCCUUCAGGAAGGGACUGUUGGUGACGUUGGACAAGCCUUUGGCGGAGGAAGUCGUCGAGAAAAACGAGGUAAGUUCGGUAGCGUCCUCGAAACCGCGGUCUUGCACUCUAGACGAGGCGAUCAAGUUCGAAUUGCUGGACCCGAGCGUCGCCGUAGUCAAAGAUCUGCGAACGGGUAAGUACAAAAGUGUCGCGGACGCUAUCAGGGACGAGGAGUUGAGCGUCACCAAAACGAUCAUCUUCGAAAGCGUCACCGAUCGAGUCAAGUCGUUGGUUGUCACUUACGAUCAGGGUACGUCGAUAUAUUUGAGACAACCGGUCACUUUUAACGACGCUGUCGAAUUCGGGUACUUGGACGUUAACACCGGCAAGUACGCGGACAACGAGGCCGGCGAAGCGCUGACGCUGAAAGAGUCGAUCACCCUCGGUUACGUCGAUCCCGAUACCGUUCUCAUAAAAGACGUAAACAAAAAGAAACUCGUAAAACUUCCCGAAGGCUUUAGAAAGGGCCUGAUAGACGCGGAGAAAGGGAACGUAUUGGACACGUCCACCUCCAAGUUGUACGCCCUCAAAGCGGCCCUCGAGACCGGACUUUUGGUAACUCCGAACGCAGGGUUCAGCGUCAUAGACGCUAUCGCUUACGGCUUGUACAAUCCUACGACCGGUCGCUUUAACGACCCGUUCGUUACGACUAACAUAAUAGAUCGAAAGAAAUUGACCUUGAACGAAGCGAUCGACGAGAAUUUGGUAGAUCCAAGCACUACCGUGAUUAAGGACCCCGAAAGCGGCAACAUCGUGCCGUUAUUGCAAAGCGUCGAAAUGAAGAUUACGGAUCCGGUCGCGGGCAGGAUCGUCGACGUCACCGAGAAAAAGGAGUACGAUUUCGCCAAAGCCCUCGAGAAGGGUUUGAUUUUGCCUGCCCGACAACGGCAAGCGGUCGAGGAAAAAUACAAGCUGUGCGACGAAACGCUGUCCAAAUUGCUCCGUUGGAUCGGCGAGGUCGAGGAUAAAAUCGCCUCUCAAGACGUCAUUCACGAGAUCGAAGAAGAACUCAGGAAUCAAAUAAACGCGGUGAAACAGAUCAGAGACGAUUUGGAUCAGCAUUCCACUCAGGUCGCGCACUGCGGAGACCAAGUCAGGCAGUUGGUGCUGACCGCCGGCGACAUCUUGUCCAAGAGCGAAGUGUCCGGUUUGGAGAAGAGCGCGCGCAAUCUGAAGACGCGUUUCGACAAGGCCGCCGAUCGUACCGAGAAACUUUUGAGGAAGCUGUUGAGCGCCAGAGACGAACUGGCCAAACUUAACGGGGAGCUUAACGUAUUCUCGACGUGGUUGGGUAAAGCGAGACGGCUAUUGGAGGACAAGGAAAGGGCCGUCAGCGAUUUGGACCGGCUGGGUGCCAGCGCCGAUAGCACCAAAGAAUUCGUCAGUGACGUCAUCGCGCAUCAGGCCGACCUCAGGUUUAUCACCAUGUCCGCGCAGAAGUUCGUCGAUGAAGGAAAGGAAUAUUUGAACAUACUAAACGACUUCCGAACUUCUCUACCAUCUCGGUUGCCCCACAUUGAACCUAUCUCGUCGCAAGAGUCUCCGGUGCGCAGCGAGGUUUCUCUGGUGACACAGCAGUACCGCGACCUUCUGCACCGCGCCAACAACUUAUCUGAUCGAUUGUCCGGAGUCGGAGGCCGUCAAAGGGAAUACUCGGAUGCAUUGGACAAAGCCAGGACGUGGCUCAAAGAUGCCGAGUCCCGCGCCAACAAGUUGCUCAACGAACCGAUCGGAGGUGAUCCCAAAACCGUCGAAGAACAACUCCAGAAAGCGAAAGCGCUGAAUAACGAAUUCGUCGCUAACGGCAAGCUCGUAGACAACGCCAAACAGGCCACCGUGUCACUUCUGCGUUCUCUCGAGGGUCAGAUAUCCCCGUCGGAAAUCCACCGGUUGGAAGAACCCGUGCAGAAUCUCGAAAACAAGUACAACCAAUUGAGUAACGCGAUCGUUAACCGCUGCCAGGAAUUGGAUACCGCCCUGAUUCAAUCGCAGGGGGUGCAAGACGCGUUGGACGGUAUCAUCGAUUGGCUCAACCAAGCGGAAAACCAAUUCAAAAACAUGCAAAGGCCCGCCUCUCUCGUCCAGGAGCGUCUCGACGAGCAGCUGCGCGAACAUCGCGCCUUCCAAUCCGACAUCGACACUCACAUCUCCUCCAUCGAUUCCGUAUACAUGUCCGCCAACGAGCUGAUCGUCUCCACUAGCAACGCUAGGGUGGCCAAAAAGAUCGAGGGUAAAUUGAAUGACGUCAAGACCCGAUUCGAAAAACUGUUCGACCGUGUUCAAAAUCGGGGCGUGUUCCUGGGCGAGAUCAACAGGGAUUUGGUAGCGUUUAACAACCAAGCGGCCAAGUUCGACAAGUGGUACCGCGAAAUCAUGGAGAUAAUCGAGUCGCGGGAUCUGGCCAAAAUGCCGAACGAGCAGUACAAGGCUCAGAUGAAAGAGAUCGCGCGAAACCGGGACGACAACCGAGCGUUGUUCGAAGAAGUGGUGGGGAUCGGGAAGGAGUUGUUGAACAAACGCGACGUCACCGACACGAGCAACGUCAGAGAAAAGGUGAAGUCGAUGGAGACCCAGUGGAAAGAUCUGGAGAACCUAAUGGACGAGAAGACCAAACUGUCCAAGUUGAGGCACGAGCAGCAGAACGCUUACGAGACGCUGAAGGAGCAAGUGUUGGAUUGGCUGAGCAGGAUGGAAACGAAGAUAACACGUUUGGAUACCGUUGCCAUACACCUCGACACGCUCAAGAAGCAAAACGACGAGCUUAAACCGAUCGCCAAGGAGUACAAAGAUUAUUCCUCCACGGUGGAUAAGGUUAACGACGUCGGAACGGCCUACGACAAUUUAACGCGCGGCGAUAGACCCGAUUCUCCGUCUAGGCGCAAAGGUUACGGCCCGAACAAACGAAUAUCCGGAAGGCGGCCGUCCCAAGAUGGCCGUUCGCCGUCACCCACUAAGGGACUCGGUCCUCUAUCCCCCGGAGCCUCCAGCGGAUUUUCGUCGCGCAGGUCUAGCCAAGACGGCUUCCAUCUGGAAGAUCUGUCUCCGGUGCAGCAGCAGUUAUCCGAGAUCAAUAAUCGAUACUCUAUGCUGGGCGUGAAGAUAAACGACAGGCAGAACGAAAUCGACUCGGUCAGAGAAGAACUCAAAAAGUAUUUGGACAAUUUGAGAACGUUGAGCGCGUUCUUAGACAAAAUUCAACGUCAGCUGCCGAAAGACAGCGUCCCGAACUCGAAAGACGAAGCGGACAAACUCAAUAGGCAGAUCAAAUCGGUGCUGGAGGAAAUGUACGAGAAGCAGUCGCUGCUCGAUUCCACGAAAAGCCAAGUGAAGGAUCUGCUGAAGCGAAAACUCGGAGCAAUCGGUGCCGAUAAUCUAAACGAUGAACUGGAAGACGUCGUAUCCCACUGGAAAAAUCUCAGCGACCACCUGAAGAAUCGUAUUAAAUUCAUGGAGGACAUGAAGGAAUUCCACGACACCCACGACUCGUUGUCUUCAUGGCUCGGAGCCAAGGAAAGGAUGCUAACGGUGCUCGGACCGAUAUCCAGCGACAGCCGAAUGGUGCAGUCCCAAGUACAGCAGGUUCAGGUGUUGCGCGAGGAGUUCCGUUCGCAACAGCCGCAACUUCAGCAUUUUAUCAACGUCGGCGAUAAUGUGUUAUCUUACCUCGAACCCGGGUCGUCCGAUCAUCAGAAAAUCAAUAACAAACUCACCGCCGUCCAACAAAAAUGGGCCGAUCUGCUCGGCAAGCUCGAAGAACGUGCGGACUCUCUCGGUGCGGCCGCGGAUACCAGUAGGGAGUUUGACGCUCAACUGACCCGGCUCCGGGACGCGCUGCAGGGUAUAUCGGAUAAUUUGGAGGAGGUUUCCUUCGAAAAGGAUCCGGAAGAACAAUUGAGAAAAGUCGAAAACCUCGAAAGACAACUCGAAGGGCAGAGACCUCUGUUGGCCGAUCUGGAAGCGAACGGUGCGCAGUUGUGUGAAGUGUUGAGCGACCCCGCGUCCAGGGCGGACAUCCAAAGUAAAUUGGCGUCCGUGGGACGACAAUACAACGCGCUUCAAAAGAAACUGGACUUGAAGAAAGCGGAGAUCGAGGGCUCCCUGAGGGACGGAAGACAAUUCGAGGAAUCCUGCUCCAAAACUCUGGGCUGGCUGUCGGACGAGCUCGGCUCUUUAACGGAAAAGCUUCUCAUAUCCGCCAUAAGGGACGUUCUCGAGCAACAGCUGGGGCAGCACGAACCCGUUUACAGGGAUGUCUUGGCCAGAGAGCACGAGGUGAUUAUGCUGCUGAACAAGGGCAGAGACAUAAUCGGGCGCAGUACCAAAGCGGACACUCGGUCCCUUCAAAGGGACAUCGACAAAAUCCAGCAGACGUGGGACAAAUUGCGCAAGGAGGUCGUCGACAGACACACCAGACUGCAGACGUGUAAGGAACAUUGCCGCAAGUAUUACCAGGCUUUAGAAACUUUCCUGCCGUGGCUGAGGCAAGCGGAGGAUAAACUCGACUCGUUGAAACCCGUGUCGUUCCGAAGGAAGCACAUCGCCGCCCAACUCAAGGAGUUGCAAAACUUCAGAAACGAGGUGUGGAAAAAAUCGGGCGAGUAUGAAAACGCGAGGGCCCUGGGCGAGAACUUCGUCUCCGCCUGCGACAUCGACAAGGAUGUGGUGAAAAACGAGCUGCAGGAACUGAAAGAACGCUGGGAUAAACUCAAUAACGAUCUAAUUUUGAGAACGCAAGCGUUGGAAGAUCAGUCCAGGAAACUGGGCGACUUCAACGAGAACCUGAGAGAUCUGAAUCACGGCCUGGAACGCUGCGAGGAUAAGUUGGCGUCCCACGACGCCUUGGGCGGCGCCUCGCGGGAUCCCAAACUUUUGGACAGUAUAAAAUCGCUGAAAGACGAGACGGCGAGGUUGCGCGAACCGUUCCAGACUCUGCGCAACCGGGCCGCCGAUUUGUGCCACGAAGCGUCGGAGAACGGCAUCGACGCUGACCAUCUCAAAGACGAAGUCGAAAGUAUCGGAGAUCGUAUCGACGAUCUGCAGGGUAAACUGGACGACCGGUGUUCGGAACUGCAAUCCGCCGCCACCGCCGUGACUCAGUUCAACGAAAAGGUCAAAGUACUUACUCACGACCUUUCCGCGCUCGAGUCCGAGCUGGACAACAUGAAACCCCCCGGCAGAGACGUCAAAACUGUCAACCUUCAAAUCGACGACGUCAACAAACUCAUCAACAAAAUCAACAAGGCCACUGCCGACGUCAACGACGCCAUACAAUCCGGCGAGCGUUUGGUCGAUAGCGGAUUCGCUCCGGACACGGCGCAGACUCGUCAACAAGUCGACGCGUUGAAGAAGCAACUCGGCAAAUUGGACGAUCGCGCUCGCGCCAGGGAAAAAGACCUGGAAGCGACGCUCAAGAAGUUGGAGGACUUCUAUAUGUCCCACGCCGGCGUCCUGGACGAUAUCAAAGACGCCGGCGAGAAAGUGCGCGGUCUUAAACCCGUCGGCUCGGAGGUGGACACCAUAAGGGCCCAGCAGGCCGACUUUAAAAAAUUCCGAGGGAAUACGAUCGAACCUCUCAACAAGAACGUCGAUCGGUGCAACAAAUUCGGUCAGGGACUGAUCCAGUCCGCCGCGUCCGGCGUGAACACUCAAAAUCUGGAAAAGGAUUUAGAAAAAAUGAACGACCAGUGGAAUACGUUGAAGGAGAGGAUCAACGACCGCGAGAGGAAACUCGACAUCGGACUGCUGCAGUCCGGCAAAUUCCAGGAAGCCCUGGACGGUCUCGCCAAGUGGUUGUCCGACACCGAAGAGCUGGUGGCCAAUCAGAAGCCGCCGUCCGCUGACUACAAGGUGGUCAAAGCGCAGCUGCAGGAGCAGAAGUUCCUGAAGAAGAUGUUGUUGGACCGCCAGGGUUCGAUGUCGUCUUUGUACGCGAUGGGCAACGAGAUCGCGAAGGAGGCGGACCCGGCCGAACGCAAACCCAUCGAGAAGCAACUGAAAAGUCUCGUGGCGCGUUUCGACGCUUUGACGCAAGGCGCGCAACGGCGCACCCUCGACCUUGAACAUGCGAUGAAAGUGGCCAAGGAGUUCCAAGACAAGCUCGUACCCCUGCAAGAUUGGCUGGAAAGGACCGAGAAGAAAGUUAGGGAUAUGGAACUCGUUCCGACGGAGGAGGAGAAAAUCCAGCAGAGGAUACGUGAACACGACGUCCUGCACAACGACAUCUUGGGCAAGAAACCCGAUUUUAGGGAAUUAACUGACAUAGCGUCGAAACUGAUGUCGCUAGUGGGCGAGGACGAGGCGUCAGGCUUGGCCGAUAAGCUCCAAGAGGUCACCGACCGUUACGGCAAUCUGGUAGAAGCCAGCGAGCAAGUGGGUCAGCUGUUGACCGCGUGCAGGCAAGGUUUGAGGCAUCUCGUGUUGACCUACCAAGAUCUCGCCGCUUGGAUGGACUCGAUGGAGCAAAGAUUGGGGCGUUACAAGGUGCUCGCGGUCCACACCGACCGUUUGCUCGAACAAAUGGACGACUUGACGUCGCUGACUGAAGAUAUCGCCGGUCGGCAAGCGGACGUCGACGGCACCGUCGACGCGGGCGUCGAACUGAUGCGGCAUAUUUCGUCGGACGAAGCGCUCCAAUUGAAAGACAAACUGGAUUCGCUGCAGCGCCGCUACAACGAGCUGACGUCGCGGGGGGCGGAGCUUCUCAAGAACGCCGAAACCAUAUUGCCGCUGGUGCAAAAGUUCCACAAGAACCAUAACCAUUUGGUGGAAUGGAUGCAAGGCGCCGAAGGUAUUCUGCAAUCCGCCGAACCCAACGAGGCGGACAUCGCGCGCUUGGAAAUCGAUUUGCAAGAAAUGAGGGCGGUGCUCGAGUCGGUUAACAUUUUGGGACCGCAAUUGUGUCAGGCUAGUCCGGGUGAGGGAGCUUCCACGAUCGAAGGUCUCGUGGCUCGCGACAAUAGAAGAUUCGACGCUAUCGCCGAGCAAAUCCAGCGACGCGCCGAGCGGAUCCACUUGGGCAAGCAGAGAGCGUUGGAAGUGACGGGAGAUAUCGACGAGCUGUUGGAGUGGUUCCGCGAGGCCGAAGGUCAGAUCAGGGACGCGGAGAAGCCCUCCGCGGAACCUGACUUGAUUCGAGUUCAAUUGAAAGAACACAGAGCCCUGAACGACGACAUCUCGAGUCAGAAGGGUCGGGUACGCGACGUUUUAUCGACGGCGAAGAAAGUUUUGCGGGAGAGCCCGCCCAGCGACGACACCACGUUGAUCCGCGAGAAGAUGGAAGACCUGCGCGACGUCAUGGACGUUGUGUCGGCACUCGGCGCCGACAGGUUGGGCGUCCUGGAACAGGCCCUACCUCUGGCCGAGCAUUUCAACGAUACCCACGUCGGUUUGGCCAAUUGGUUGGCGGAUAUGGAGGAGCAGGUGUCGAUGCUUUCGAUGCCCGCCCUCAGACCGGACGCCAUCGCUCAGCAGCAAGAUCGCAACGAGAUGUUCCUGCAGUCCAUUAACGAACACAAACCGCUGAUCGACAAGCUGAACAAGACCGGCGAGGCGCUGAUCCGUCUGUGCAACGAAGACGACGGAGCCAAGGUGCAAGAACUGCUCGACGGCGACAACGCGCGAUACGCCGCUCUGAAGCUCGAGCUCAGGGAACGUCAGCAGGCGCUCGAACAGGCUAUGCAGGAGAGCUCCCAGUUCUCGGACAAGUUGGAGGGCAUGUUGCGGGCUUUGUCCAACACGGCGGAUCAAGUGAACAACUUGGAGCCGAUAUCCGCGCACGUGCCCAAAAUCCGCGAUCAGAUCGAAGACAACGAGGGCCUGAUCGGCGAUUUGAAUAAACGUAAGGAGGCGUACGCGGCGGUGCAAAGGGCGGCCGACGACGUCAUCCACAAAGCGGGCAAUAGGGCCGACCCCGCCGUGAAAGACAUCAAACGUAAACUCGACAAGCUGAAGAAUCUGUGGGACGAGGUGCAAAAGGCGACCAAAAAUCGAGGCACGUCGCUGGAUAACGCUCUGGACGCGGCCCAGAAAUUCUGGAAGGAAUUGCACGCCGUCAUGGCCACUCUCAAGGAACUCGAGGACUCUCUGGUCAGUCAAGAACCGCCCGCGGUCGAACCCAAAGCCAUACAGGAACAACAGGUGGCGUUACAAGAGAUCCGUCAAGAAAUCGACCAGACCAAACCCGAAGUCGACCAAGUGAGGUCUUCAGGGCAGAAAUUGAUGCGGUUGUGCGGCGAACCGGACAAACCGGAAGUGAAGAAACACAUCGAAGAUCUGGACAACGCGUGGGAUAAUAUUACAGCGCUUUACGCGAAACGGGAAGAGAACCUUAUCGAUGCCAUGGAGAAAGCAAUGGAGUUCCACGAAACUUUGCAGAAUUUGCUCGACUUUCUGGACAAGGCGGAGAGGAAGUUCGAGAAAAUGGGUCCUCUGGGGGCCGACAUUGCUACCGUCAAGAAGCAGAUCGAUCAACUCAAAACGUUCAAGGCCGAAGUCGACCCUCACAUGGUUAAAGUAGAGGCCCUGAAUAGGAGUCUCUUAAGGCAAGCUCACGAGUUAACUGAACGGACGUCGGCCGAUCAGGCCGCCUCCAUCAAAGAACCGCUAUUGGCGGUGAACAAACGCUGGGACGAUUUGCUGAGGGGCAUGGUGGAGAGGCAGAGGCAGCUCGAGAACGCGUUGCUUCGUCUGGGUCAGUUCCAGCACGCCCUAAACGAAUUACUGGUUUGGAUUUCGAAAACGGACAAGACUCUGGACGAGCUCAAACCCGUAGCGGGAGACGCCCAAAUUUUGGAAGUCGAACUGGCAAAGCUAAAGGUCGUCAUCAACGAUAUACAGGCUCAUCAGACCAGCGUGGAUACUCUGAACGACGCCGGAAGGCAGAUCAUCGAAAGCGGCGAAGACGAAUCGUCAGCCACCCAGGACAAACUCAACACCCUCAACACCCACUGGCGUUCCCUGAUGCAGAAGGCGGCCGAUCGUCAACGGGAACUAGAAGACGCCCUAGCCGACGCUCAACGUUUCAACGCGGAAAUCCAAGACCUGUUGUCUUGGUUGAGCGAAGUGGACGGUAUUAUCGCGGCGUCUAAACCCGUCGGAGGUUUACCCGAGACCGCUUCCGAACAAUUGGAGCGAUUCAUGGAAAUUUACAACGAAAUCGAGGAGAACCGGCCCAAAGUCGAAACGGUGCUGAGCCAGGGGCAAGAGUACUUGAAAAAGGGCGCCAAUACCGCGUCGAAUUUGCAGCAUAACCUGCGCACGCUGAAGCAGCGCUGGGACUCGGUCACCGCUAGGGCCAACGACAAGAAAAUCAAACUUGAAAUCGCGCUCAAAGAAGCCACCGAGUUCCACGAGUCGCUGCAAGCGUUCGUCGAUUGGCUGACCAACGCCGAGAAGAUUUUGUCCAACCUCAAGCCGGUGUCGAGGGUUUUGGAAACGGUCCAGGGCCAAAUCGAGGAACACAAGAUUUUCCAGAAAGACGUGGGCGCCCAUCGCGAAAUUAUGCUCGCCCUGGAUAAAAAGGGCACCCAUCUGAAGUACUUCAGCCAGAAACAGGACGUCAUACUGAUCAAGAAUCUUCUCAUCAGCGUUCAGCACAGAUGGGAACGGGUCGCGUCGAAAUCUGCGGAGAGAACGAGGGCUUUGGACCUCGGCUACAAGGAAGCGAAAGAGUUCCACGACUCUUGGUCCGGUUUGAUGAAUUGGCUGGACGAAACCGAACAUUCUCUCGACGAACUACGCGCCGACUCGGUCGGCAACAAUCCGGAACAGAUCAAGGCGCGCUUGAACAAACAUCAAGAGUUUCAACGGGCGUUGUCCGCCAAACAGGCCACUUACGAUAACGUCAUGAAGAACGGCAAGCAAUUGAAGGACAAAGCGCCCAAAACCGACGAGCACGCCAUCAAGCAAAUGCUGACGGAUUUGAAAAACAAAUGGACUUCGGUGUGCAACAAGAGCGUCGAAAGACAGAGGAAGCUCGAAGAGGCCCUGUUGUAUUCCGGUCAGUUCAAAGACGCCGUCGUCGCCCUCAUGGAUUGGCUCAGGAAGGCGGAAAAGGAGUUGUCGCAAGACGUCCCCGUCCACGGCGAUUUGGAUACGGUCAAUCACUUGGUGGACCUUCAUCGACAGUUCGAGAAGGAACUGGAGAAAAGAAACGAUCAAAUGGAAUCGGUCAUCCGCAACGGGCAAGAGCUCGAAAGGACGGCGAGCAAAUCCGACGCGGCUCAAAUCAGACGGCAGCUCACCGACCUCACCCAGCUUUGGGAGACGGUCACCGGGCUCACCCAUCUCAAGACCGACAGAUUGCGGGACGCGCUCAAGGAAGCCGAGAAGCUUCACAAGUCGGUCAACAUGAUACUCGACUGGCUGUCCGACGCGGAAAUGAAGUUGCGUUUCGUGGGCAACGCUCCCCAAGACGAAGCGGCCGCCUACGAGCAGCUCAAAGCGUUGGACGAGUUCCGCGCUCAACUCAACGAGAAGGAAAUCGAAAAAGAUCAGACGUUGGAGCUCGCCCACAGCAUUCUGGGCAAAGCGCAUCCCGACUCCAUCACCGUCAUCAAAAAUUGGAUAAAGGUGAUUCAAUCCAGGUGGGAGGAGGUGUCCCAAUGGGCGUUGCAACGCCACCAGAAACUCUCCGGUCAUAUGCAAUCGUUGCGCGACCUGGACGAGUCGCUGGAGGAGCUGAUCCAAUGGCUGUUGGGUUUAGAAAACACCCUUAUCGCGUUGAAGAGGGAAGAAUUACCGAUGGACAUUCCCGCUACCGAGCAACUCAUCGCCGACCAUAAGGAGUUUAUGGAGAAUACCCAGAAGCGGCAAUCGGAGGUGGACAGGGUGUGCAAGGCUCGGCAAGUGAAACCCGCGCAAAUCCCGAAGGACGUGAAAAAGUUCGGCAAAGGCAAGGGGCCCAUCCGGGGAUCACAGCACGACGUUCACGAGCCAUCGGCCGAUCACGGUGCACUAGGUCGCAGGCCAAGCCGCUCGAGUCCAGGCCGUGAACUUAGUCCGGACCUGCAAUUGCCUCAUGUCGGGCCAAGAUUCCCGCCAUCCGGAAGCGAGCCAGAGUUCAGCGCUCCGAGGGUUAAGUUCUUGUACGACAAGUGGAGGCACGUGUGGGUCCUGUCGUGGGAACGGCAGAGGGAGCUUUACGAUCAUUUGGCGUAUCUGAAGGAGAAGGAGAAGGCGGACAACUUCUCUUGGGACGACUGGAGGAAACGGUUCCUCAAAUUCAUGAACUAUAAGAAGUCCAGGCUGACGGACCUGUUUAGAAAGAUGGACAAGGACAACAACGAGCUAAUACCGAGAGAAGAUUUCAUCGACGGAAUCAUUAGAACCAAAUUCGACACGUCCCGUUUGGAAAUGAAACACGUGGCGGACAUGUUCGACGAAAACAACAGAGGUCUGAUAGAUUGGAAGAAGUUCAUAGCCGCGUUGAGGCCCGAUUGGGAGGAAAAAGCGCCGGACAACGAUGCGCAGAAAAUUCACGACGAGGUCAAGCGUCUCGUCAUGCUGUGCACGUGCCGGCAGAAGUUUAGGGUGUUCCAAGUGGGCGAAGGCAAAUACAGGUUCGGUGACAGUCAGAAGCUUCGGCUCGUACGUAUACUGCGCAGUACCGUCAUGGUACGCGUCGGCGGCGGCUGGGUGGCCCUCGACGAAUUCCUGUUGAAAAACGAUCCGUGCCGAGCAAAGGGCCGCACUAACAUUGAGCUGCGCGAGCAAUUCAUACUGGCCGACGGAGUCUCGCAGACUAUGACUGCGUUCAAAAGCAAGCGGUCGUCGGCAAGUCCCACAUCCGGUUCCUCCGCAUCUUCACUCCGCACCCCUCAAGGGCCAAUCACCAAGGUCCGGGAAAGAUCGCAGCGGUCGGUGCCGAUGGGAAUGGGCAGUCUGCCGAGAACAUCGAAGAGCUCAUUGUCGGCCGGUACUCCAGACUCGUUGAGCGAUAACGAAGGCGGUUUCCGAACACCCAGAAAACCGUCGUAUAGGUCGGCGUUGACACCCGGAGGGUCGAGGAGUAAUUCCAGACCCACUUCCCGUACGGGCAGCAGACCUGGUAGCAAGCCACCGUCUAGGCACGGAUCUAAUUUGUCUUUGGACAGUACAGACGAUACACCCUCGAGAAUACCCAGAAAGACGCCCACGUCUUCCGGACGGAGCUCCGCCCUUUCGACUGCUCGUAAGACCACCUUCAACGGGACCAGUUCAAGACCGCGGACUCCUAGCGGUUUGAGGUCUCCGGCUAGCCCGGCUCCACGAUCGUCCGGGAUACCUAGAGCUUCGAGCAUACCAACCUUAACCGGAAUUAACUCGCCAAGGUCUCGCAUACCAAUUUACAAAGGAUCAAGUAGAGAUGAGCCAGAAUCUCCGUCUACGUCGAGUUCUUGCUCUAUAUCAUUUUCUUCUGGCGGCAAAUCUACUGCCAGUAGGUCGAGCAAGUCAAAGAUACCUCUCCUGAAGAGGAGCGCCAGUACCACCAAAGUAAGGCAAGUGACCAUUGGCGUCGCUCCCACAUUAAGGACCGCUUCUAGGACAAGGACCCCAUCCGGAUCAAACACUCCCGUCCAUCCGGAUCAGCAAACUGCCGUUCAGCGUUUGCUGAGACGUUCGUCCGGGGCGUCGGACACGCCCACCGGACAAGCGAGGAAAAAGUCAUCGUCGAUCGAGAAUAGGGAGCCCUUUAGGUUGUAACGGUUUAGAUAGAAUUAUUUAACUUAUUUCGACUUAACAAUGACUGACAUAAGUUAUAGCUUCGUAUAUUCUAAACGGAAUUGUUCAUAUUUUUGUAAAGAAAUAAUUUACGGUGCUUUUUCAAUUAGCGAUAAUCGCCAGUUUCGCUAGUUGGAGACGCGGGAAUUGUGUUAUACGGCGUUGUCAAUGUUGCACGAUUUACACCUAAUUUUUUUAUACACCGUUUUGUCAAGUUUUGUAAAUUUCGCUGCCAUAUAGUUAAAAUGCGUUUUUUUUAUUUAUCGGGAUCGAACGAUUGAAAAAGAAAAUUUUGAUUUCAAAUUUGUAUGUAUAUUUGGUUAUAAUAGGAAAGGGACCAUUUAGUUGUUUUUACCUAGUUUACGGACCUUACUAAUUCGGCUAACCUCUGCUUUAAUCAUUACGUUAAGUUAAAAUUAAUUCUCCUUUUUUUUUGUAUACAUUCUUUUCAGUGCUACCAAAAACGUAACCGUUUCGAAAGUGUGAUUACCAGUUUGUUAAUUCCGUUUAAAUUGCCGUUUUAUAAUCGCCAGUGUAAAGCGUCAACUUAAACGUAUUUAUGUACGCUUUUGUAUUAUUUAACUAUUGUUAAUAAAACUAAAUUUUAUUAAA